Molecule: messenger RNA, 1347 nt
Organism: Paecilomyces variotii
Lineage: Eukaryota; Fungi; Ascomycota; Eurotiomycetes; Eurotiales; Thermoascaceae
Exons: 4
Coding region: 93-1070 (325 amino acids)
Source: RefSeq, a predicted model, not a curated record
CUGUACCUCUCCUUGUUUUCAAAUCCUGUUUUGCACUCCGUUGGACUCUUUAGUUUUUAUCGGGACCUUUGAUAUUGUUUUCUUCUUUUGCAAUGCCAGAAUUUGCAAACUUCGCCAUUUGCUCAGAACAUCAUCCGCCGUAUGGAGGUCACCCAGUGCUUAUUCCUCAUCCUCCCGGGUCAUAUGAAUAUACUUUUCUAUCUUCUGCUAUCUACAUUGCAGUGUCUGCACUGAUGACUCCAAAAGGCCAGGAUGUCCUGACUCAGAUUGCUUUUGACUACGAUAACUGCGCCCAACAUGGUAGGCUAUUCCAUGGAAGCCGAAGGGCCGCCCAUCGCACAGUGAGACUAUUCACGGAGAAGAUCAUGGACAGAUUCCCGCUUCUAGUCAUAAGUUCAGCGGCAAGUCCAACCGCACUUGGCUUCCAUUCCAGGGAGCCGUGGUCUGGACGUUGGGAAGAAUUUGAUCCAAGGCAACAGAUGGUAGCCAUAAGCCCCCGCAUAGUUCGAAACAUGAUAUCUUCUGCGGACAGUCCUAAGCAGUUUCGCCUCUGGAUUUUCCAAGUUGCUGUGGUCCUCAUGCAUGAAGUGGGAGGGCAUUUAAUGGUGACCUUCCUUGGCCAUGGACAUGUGAUAACGCCCAGGAUCAUGACCAUCGCUGGUUUCAACAGUCACGUUCGUCCAGAUAACGGGGAAUCCGGUCGGAUUCUGGAGACAUGGCUCCUGGGCGGGGUCGCUGAAUUCCAAUCAGAUAGGAGACUACGCGACGACCAUCCAGGUAAGCUUUGGUUGAUUGCCCCCGGGGCUCAUAAGAUACGCCGCAUUCCGAGCUCAACGGUUGAUGAGUUUGUCUCGAGGAGAUUUACUUUCCCGUUGAGGACCGAGGGUCCAGCAGUCCAUAUAACCACCCGGGCCGACUUUUAUGCCGCUACCCAACAUCUUCCAGACCCAUAUUACUACCCGUGGCUUCAUGGAGGGGGUAUGCCCCCAGGUGUUUUUGAUGGUCAUAGAGUCCGCAUAUCAGACCUUGUCAGGCUUCCUCUGAGUUCCUUCCGCCCACCACGAUUUUAGCUCUUAUUAUUGCAUCUGAUAGCAUCGAGAGAACCAUUUCCUCCUUUUUCACUCUGUUGGUAUUAUUUUAGGAGAUGUUGGGGCAAUUUGAAUCUUUCCAUAUGAGUUGGCUGUUCUGGAAUGCAUCCUGCCAGUUUAAUCGGUAUGUUAUAAUUCCUCUGGUCAAACUUAGAGAUAUUGGGAAUCAGAAAAAAAAAAAGAGUACUUCAAGAACUUAACUUCCCCUAUAAAGUGGUCUUAUAUGAUAACACCUGCGUAAAGCCGCUAUAGCGAUCAC